Oikopleura dioica is the source of this 603-nucleotide messenger RNA. The record is from the annotation of a GenBank genome assembly. Lineage: Eukaryota; Metazoa; Chordata; Appendicularia; Copelata; Oikopleuridae.
AUGUAUCUAUUCCGAGACCCACUGCCAGAAAACAAGUCGAACAGGAGCAAAAUGGAAGCAAAGAAGACGGCGAUUGAAAAGGGGCGAAAGCGGCGCGUCGGCUUUUCCGUCGAGAUUAAAUUCCACGAAAACUCGCAAAGCAUUCCAACAGAGCUGUCAGAAAACGCGAGGAAAAAUGAGGCGUGCUUCAGAGCGCGAAAAGAUGCUCAAAAGGUCAUUGCCUUGUUCGAACAAAGACCGCUCUGGUCAAAGCAUGCGCUGAUGGAUUUGACCGGAAUGAAAAGUGAUACAAUGAAGGAACUCUUGCCGAUGAUCGCGUUUUAUUGGAAAACCGGUCCUUGGGCACGACUGUGGAAUCGGUUUGGCUUCAAUCCGCUGAAGGAGAAACUCGAGGGCCGGAAAUACCAAUCCAUCGACGUACGCGUGAACAUGGACACGAGCAUCCACGUGAAACGGAGAACCAUGUCCAAAUUGCCGAAUGUGGUUGUCUACAACACGAUUCUCAAAGACGGGCCGAUGGAGUGGGCGCACGAAGCUCAGCGCAUGUUAGAUGCGAAGAAGAAGGAGGAAGAGAGAAAUGCGCAAAGGGAAAAAGGCAAGUAA